AUGCGGCAAGCACCAACACCCCUCGAAACCGAUUCCGCUACCCAGCCUGCCGAGGUGAAUUCACCAACAGAAACGCAUCAGCCAGCCAAGGUGAAUCCGCAAACUGAUUCCGCUACCCAGCAUGCCAAGGUGAAUUCACCAACAGAAAUGCACCAGCCAAUCAAGGCGAAUCCGCCAACCGAAGCCACCCCUCCCACAUACUUACUCGAGCUAGGUAGGACGGUCACUCCGGCCAACGCGAUGACAGACCCGACCAAGCAGUAUGAGUUUCCAGCGAUGGAUACUGAUCCGGUGGAAGAUCUCGACAUUCCUCCUGUUCCUACCAGGGAGCGCAUAGACGGGGAUCUCGCACCAUUCCCCGACACAAUAGCAAUCAACGACAAGCCCGCAACAGUAACCGAAUCAACCCCCAUGGAGGUGGAUUUUCAAGCCACGGAAUAUGGGUGCGACACAAGCUGGCUCGGCGCCAUACUGGGCUACAUUGACAAAGGUGAGAGAUAA
Molecule: messenger RNA, 501 nt
Organism: Arabis nemorensis
Lineage: Eukaryota; Viridiplantae; Streptophyta; Magnoliopsida; Brassicales; Brassicaceae
Source: the annotation of a GenBank genome assembly